This is a messenger RNA of Osmia lignaria (orchard mason bee), 1801 nucleotides long. RefSeq names its product NADH-cytochrome b5 reductase 3. NCBI's taxonomy places the organism in Eukaryota, Metazoa, Arthropoda, Insecta, Hymenoptera, Megachilidae. Gene Ontology annotation, cellular component: mitochondrion. Gene Ontology annotation, molecular function: FAD binding; oxidoreductase activity. The record is from RefSeq and is a predicted model, not a curated record.
AUCGAGGGAAGUAAGAUCUAUUUUAAAGGGUAGCGCCCUGUAUCUGACCCCAUGUAGAAGCCGGCGAUUUCUCAAGGUGUGCGCCUAAAAAUUUCUUUGAAGCCGGUAUAAACCGAAGACGUUCUUAUUAAUUUUUUUAAUCAGUGUAUAUUUUUAAGACUAUUACUCAUCCGUCUUGUGGAAUUUUUUUUUUAUUUAUCCCACCAAUUCCUCGUGUGGUUACGACCUUAGCCUCGUUCUCAGCAUUCUUUCUCAGAGGUCUAACCACGUGCAAGUUGAUUUACAAUGCCAAACUUACGAUCGUUGGCUCUACCGGUAUUGGCUGCUGUGGGAACUGUAGUUGUAAUAGGAUUAGCAUUCAAAUUUUAUAAAUCUUGGAGCGGUGAAAAGAAAAAGAAGUCUCCAGUUUUAUUGGUUGACCCAGUUGUUAAAUAUAGUUUACCUUUAAUUGAAAAGGAAAUAAUAAGCCAUGAUACAAGAAAAUUUAGAUUUGGUUUACCAACACCGGAUCAUGUACUAGGAUUACCAAUUGGUCAACAUGUACAUUUAACAGCAAAGAUUGGAGAAGAUGCAGUCAUACGUUCUUAUACACCUGUUUCAAGUGAUGAUGAUCAUGGUUAUGUAGAUCUUGUUAUUAAGGUAUAUUUCAAAAAUGUUCAUCCAAAAUUUCCUGAAGGAGGAAAAUUAUCUCAAUACUUAGACAAUUUAAAGAUUGGAGAGACAAUUGAUUUUAGGGGACCUUCUGGUAGACUAAUCUACAAAGGGCAUGGAAAGUUUUCCAUAAAAAUUUUGAGAAAAGAUCCACCUGUAGAAUAUAAUGUUAAAAAGGUUGUGAUGUUAGCUGGUGGAACAGGGAUUACACCUAUGUUGCAGUUAAUUCGGGCAAUAGUAAAGGAUCCUACAGAUGAAACUCAGGCUUCUUUACUUUUUGCUAAUCAAACAGAAAAAGACAUAUUACUUAGAAAUGAAUUAGAUCAGAUUGCAAAAGAUCAUCCUGACAAAUUGAAACUUUGGUAUACCUUAGAUACCAGUAGUGAAAACUGGCCGUACAGUACAGGUCAUUUAAAUGCAGAAAUGAUAAAAGAACACAUGUUCCCUCCAUCGCCUGAUACAAUCGUACUGAUGUGCGGGCCACCUCCGAUGAUCAACUUUGCUUGUAAUCCUAAUCUUGAUAAACUGGGUUACGAUCAAAAAUUACGGUUUGCAUAUUGAAGCAACAAAUUUUUUGUUGAAUUGAAGUGUAGAGAUUGCAUUUGGCUUAUCAAUAUAACUCGUUAAAUGGAACCUAUAAUUUUAAUCUUACGGACACAACAUUCUAUUAUUUUGUAUCUACCACAAAUUGGUUGAUACAGACAAAUGUAUAGUGGCUGUUUAUACUUUAAUAUUUAUGAAGUUUGAAGUUAUGUUAUUUAGUAUAUUGUACACAAAAAUAUUUAAAAGCAAUAUUUAACUGUAUAAAAAAUAAUACGUAGUAUUUUUAUGUACUAUUUGGGAGAAAAAUGUGUACUAUACUUUAAGGAAGAACUGCUUAUAAUAAAAUAUUAAAAUACAUCGAUUACAAAUAUGAACGUUUCUCUAAAAAAUUAGGUAAUUAAACGAUUAAAGAAAAGGAAUAAUUACUUUUAUAUUUUAUAAUUCCAUACUUGCUAUAAAUAUCAUUAAUUUUUCAUUACAAUUUUUAAUUUUGUAUAGAAUAUGUUGCCACUGCAAAAUUUUAGUGCGAAAUAGUAUGUAGGUCCAAGGUAUCAAGCAUUUAUUGAUGUUAUAUUUGUUGUUUUGUUAUAAAAAAUGAUGAUCACAA